Scomber scombrus (Atlantic mackerel) is the source of this 432-nucleotide messenger RNA. RefSeq names its product RNA-binding protein 33-like. The record is from RefSeq and is a predicted model, not a curated record. The transcript has 3 exons. The coding region runs from base 151 to 432 and encodes 93 amino acids. Lineage: Eukaryota; Metazoa; Chordata; Actinopteri; Scombriformes; Scombridae.
GCUGUGACUCUAGGAAGCAUCAUAGGGUCACUUUUUCCUUUCAUCAUCUGUGUGGGUGCCACCAUAUGUUGCUGUGUGGCACCUUGUUGCUGUAUCCACAAGUGUAUAAAAGGAUGCAACCGAAGAAGGACGCAUACUUCUCCUGUUGCGAUGGCCACUAUCACACCUGCCAACAUACCCCAGUUGCCCCAGCAGCCAUUCUUACCUAUCGGAUAUCAACCGUCCUACCCGGGCCAUUCUAUACCUGUGUAUGAAGGCCCGUCCGCACCCAUAGAACCACCACCAUCAUACAUGGAAUCUGAGGCUCAGGCUCACUCUCCAGGUGUGUUCGCUCAUGGACAGCCGACGUACCCCUUUCAACUCCAUCCUUACACAUCACCACCAUAUUCAGAUGAGCUCGACCAGCCUCCUUACAACCCUUCUUAUGACUGA